CACACUCAAAUUCCCUUCUCAGACGCCACGUAACACUCUACAUUCAUGUCUCUUCCCACACUCCUAGAUACUAAGGAAAACACUACUUUCCCUAAACUCAAGAUCAAAGAUGGAGGCACAACACCCUCUUCUUCACACAACUCUUUCCCUCCCAUACCCACCACUACACAUAACACACCCCAAAUCGAAGAUAGCGAUGAAGACGUUUUCACCGUUCCAGAUGUAGAAACUGCACCAAGUGUUGAUUGUGCAGGAACAAAUCCAUGUAGCAGUAAUGUUAAUGAAAGUAAGUUGAGAGAUCCACCGAUACAUUAUUCUGGUUUCACCGGAAAACGCCGUCAGGGAAGAAACCCCGUCGACAAAGAGCAUAGACGCCACAAACGGUUGUUAAGGAACAGGGUUUCUGCUCAACAGGCUCGUGAAAGGAAAAAGGUUUACGUAAAUGACUUGGAAUCAAGAGCUGUGGAGUUGGAAGAGAAAAACACCAAUUUAGAAGAACAAAUUUCAACGUUAAUCAAUGAAAACACCAUGCUGCGAAAGGUUCUCAUGAACACCAGGGCCAAAGUUAACCAAAACAAUGAAGCGUAGAUCAUUUGUUUCGUUAAAUGAACAAGGUUUCUACAAGAUUCGGUUCUGUUUAUUACUUUCUUUUUGUUGGUGAUAACAAAAUGGUGUUUCUGAAUCAAUGUAAAAUAUUUAAACCUACUUGUUAUAAUCUUCUAAUAGUUUUAUAAAAUCUUAAUGUUUCUUUCCUUGGAAA
Molecule: messenger RNA, 760 nt
Organism: Vigna unguiculata (cowpea)
Lineage: Eukaryota; Viridiplantae; Streptophyta; Magnoliopsida; Fabales; Fabaceae
Product: transcription factor HY5-like
Biological process (GO): positive regulation of transcription by RNA polymerase II; red or far-red light signaling pathway; response to red light
Cellular component (GO): nucleus
Molecular function (GO): DNA-binding transcription factor activity, RNA polymerase II-specific
Source: RefSeq, a predicted model, not a curated record